Messenger RNA from Toxoplasma gondii ME49, 5284 nucleotides. RefSeq names its product LsmAD domain-containing protein. Bases 108 to 4682 code for a protein of 1524 amino acids. Gene Ontology annotation, molecular function: RNA binding. Gene Ontology annotation, biological process: cytoplasmic stress granule assembly. Gene Ontology annotation, cellular component: cytoplasmic stress granule. The transcript has 11 exons. The record is from RefSeq and is a predicted model, not a curated record. NCBI's taxonomy places the organism in Eukaryota, Apicomplexa, Conoidasida, Eucoccidiorida, Sarcocystidae.
CGGCGGUCGUGGGCAAACGCGCAGGACUGCGGCACUUCUUCCUCCUCGCCGUCGCCCCUGCCUUUCUCUGUUUGCAAUCGUGACCGUGUUUUUCUCCGUUUUUCCACAUGGGGAAGACAGACGCGCAGUCGCCGAGCUCGGGGCCCGCAGGCCGCCCGGAGAGCGGCCGGAAGUCGGUGACGCCGGCCGAGGUGAACGAGCUGCGCCUGAACUACUGUAUGGCGGUUCUCGCGGGGCGAGAGGUCCGCGUGAACCUGGAGAACGGCGGCCGCGUUCAGGGGCUCUUCCAUGCGUACGAGAAGAAGGACCGGAAGGACGGCCAAGAGGGGUCCUUGGUGCUCUCCUGCGCCAGAGACUUGCCCUCGAAGACGCGCGUCAGUGGCGAGAUCAAGCGCCAGAUGCACCUGCCCGACCGUUGCUUCGUCUCCUUCCACGCGACUGAUGUGCCGCUCGCGCCGUCCGGGCCUGCAGGUCCGGCGUCGAGCUCCAGUUCGGGCCUCCAGGGGGCUGCAGUCCACGCGGGCUCGGGCUUCCAGACAGACACGCAGAUCAGCGCGCACAGUGGCAAGCGCUUCAAUGACAGGAGCACGCGGGGCGGCGCAGGCCAACCGCGAGAGCUGCAGAAGUGGGUAGGCGACGGCUCUCGAGGCGAGGACACCUUCGGCGCCCUCGAGCCCGCCGGAGGCGUAGGCGCCCGUCGAGUGAACGGCGGAACCGCCUCCGACUGGGAUCAGUUCGCUGUGAACGAGCAACGCUUCGGCGUCCGCAGCUCGUAUAAAGAGGAGUUGUACACGACCAAACUCGACCUAGAUGCCAUUCCGCUUCAGGUUCAGCAGCAGGCAGACAGAAUCGCCACCGAACUCGAGAAACAACAACAGGGAACCCGCGAUGGCGCCGUCGAUGACUCCCGCGGGGUUGAGGACGAGGAGGCUUUGUUCAGCGCUGUUACGGGCACUGGGGGCUACUCGCAGCAUCGGCGAGCGCCCCCAGACGGCCCGGGACCUGGCGUUCCGUCUUCGAGUCGUUCUUCAUCAUCCUGUGGAGCCGACAGUGGGGUCGGUGGCGGCUCGCGAGGAUCAAGUAGAAACACGGCGUCCUCCGGUUCAUUCCCUCACGUCAUGGCCUCGGGUGCCCACGCCAACAAGAGUGGCGCGGCUGUCGGUGGCCUUUCUGCAACUGGAGAGAGAGGUGGAGAUAGAGGAGCUGCGAGCUCUGCAGCUGUCUCAGCUUCGGGGUCCGCUAAUCGAUCGGGAGGCGUCGGCGCGCAAGGCAAGGGAGUCGCUGGCGCUCAUGCCAGUGGAAGCACUGGACACGUGGCGAAAGUCGCCGGUGGUGCGCUCCGGAAGCUGCGAGAAAAUCUCGAGAUCGCUGCCAAGGAAAAUCAACGCAAGGAGCUCUCCAGGGUCCACACCCCCGCGUUGGGAGCUGCAGGCGGCGCCAUGGGACCAGGUGUCGCGUCGACUCCUCCCCCUCACAAGGAACUCCACGAGACUCACAAGAAAAUGCGAAGCAUUCUCGCAUCUGGGUCGCCUGCGAGAGCGCCGGCAAUGCAUGAGUUGGGAGGCAUCCAUGCGUUGAAUCUGGAGCCCGCGUUGCCCAAGUUGGACGACCAGACUCAAGAGGAGUGGCUGAACUUCAAGAAGAACAAGAAUCAGCAGUCACAGCCUGGUGGCGGGGAAAUCAAGCGACGCGAUCGCGCGCAAGACAAGAACGAGUUCCUUAGUGCGUCGAAAGUCUUCACGCAGCUACUGGAGAAGAACAAGUCCUCUCCGUCAGGAAGCAGCAGCUCGGGAAGCGGCACCUCUGCCGACGGCUCCCCUGCAUCUGCCACAUCGUCCUCUGCAGAUUCUUCCCAGUCUUCGUCUUUCGGUUCCAAGAAGGGCUUCCAGUUCAAUCCGCACGCGAACGCCUUCACGCCGUCAACCCCUUCUCACGCAACUGCGGCUACCCUUCGGGGCCAGCACGUGGGAGGUGGCGCAUCGGCGCUCGGUGCGAAUGCGUACCCUCAUAGGCCGUACCCGGGGGUAGGCAAUGGAGGAAUGAUGGCGCCUGUGGCGCCCCAGCUCGGCCCAGGGACGGGGAUGGCUCUGCCAGGCGUAGGUGGGCCCCCGGAUGCUCGCGCGGGUCAGGCAUCCGCCGCAGUCUCCCUAGGGGCGCCUGGAGGUACAGGCAGUCUUGGAGAUCACGCUCAAGUCCCCGUGCCACACUCCGUCUCAGGCUCUCGUCACGCGCCGCACGCGGGCGCUGCGGCUUCCAACGGCGACGCCAGCGGCGCCGGUUCGCGCGGAAAUGGCAAGGCGAGCACGGGCGCCAGUGGCCCCGGAGGGCUGCAGGCGGCCCCUGCGGGGGGUGCAGGUGCCCCUGGGGCGCCGGACGGUGCAGUUGUGCCCCAGGGCAGAAGCGCAGGCAGCGGAUCCGGCUCAGGAGGCGCGAACCGGGGCCCUGCAGGGCACCUGCCUCAGGGGACAGUGGGGAGCGGAGGCAGCCCGACCCCGGGCCCGCCCCAGCAUCUCAACCCCGCCGGAAUGCUUGCUCAGAACCCCCAAGGGUGCACGCCUCCUGCGCAUGCCUUCGCGAACCAGGCGGGCGCGCCUCAAGCCCCUGGUUGCUGGCCUGGAGGCGUGAGCCUCGGAGGCGCAAAUGCAGGCUUGGUUGCAGGCGUCGUCGUCGCAGGCGCAGGCGGCGCAGGUGCGGCAGGCUUCCCGCCCCAUCCGCAAACCCCGGGGGCGACCCUAGUGGGCCCGCACCCGAAUCACGCCGGAGCGAGUGUGCCUGCCCCAGCGGGCGCAGCUGCGGUGGGCCUCAUGGGCCCCCCCGGUGCGACAUCGGAGCCUCAGAGCCAAGCUGCGGCAGCUGCAGCGGCGGCGGGCAUGGGUGGCGCACUCGGAGCAGGGGGCAUGAUAGCCGGUCCUGGAGGCGCUGCCAUGAUUCCCGAUGGACUCGCGGCAGGCGCGAUGCCAUUCGGAAUGGGUGGCUUCGCGAUCAACAGCCACAUGGCUCAGAUGAACAUGAUGGGCGGCAAUUUCAUUGGGCAGCCGCCACCGCCUCCGACCCACCACGGCCACCAGAGGCAGCCACCGCACCAACAGGCCUUAAUCGGCAACGCGAUGAACAUGCGUAUGGGCCCAGGGGCAGUGGCGGGCGUCCCGCAUCCCCAAGGAGGCACAAGUGGUCACCCGAAUGGCGGCAGUGCGCCUCAUUACGCGCCUUUCCAACCCCUUUCUGCGGAAAAAACUGGAAAGGGCGGCAGAGGAUCGUCAGGAGCCUCUAGAACUCGCGAGGUUGGGGAGUUUGUUAAUUCGCUCGUUAACAAAGCCCGGCAAGAAAAACUGUCUCAGAUUUCUCCAGAGUGGACAGGUCUUGGCACUGACUCUUACCGAGUGAUCCUUGGCCAGAUUCCCCCGACUUCCUUUCCUCAAGCAGCGACUCUCCCCGCAGCAGCACUCAGUGCGCCCAUUGCGCCGUUUCCAAUUUUGCAUCCGCAGCUGUCGGCGCCGCUGCCCGCGGGUCCCCUCUUCAGUCUCCACCCCCGCAUUUUGUUUCCUGCGGGUCCUCAAGCGUUCCUGUCUCCGGCAGCAGGGGCGCCGCCCCACCCAGGUGCGAUGUCUUACCCUCUGAUGUAUCCGCCACUCCCUCUCGCGCAGCACCUGUCUCCGGUUGUCUCCAACCCAGCAGCUGCGGCCGCAGUGGCGGCCGCGGCCGCAGCGGCUGCAGCCCAUCAGGGCCACGCGUCGGCGCACCCAGGAGGAGCGGCUCAGCCUCUUCCAGCUGCGGGUGCCCCUGGUGCCGCAGGCUUGCCGAACAACAACCAACCUAGCGGCGUGGUGGCCACGGGAACCUUGUGCCCGAGCAAUGGAGCGACUGCGGGGGCUCAGGGAGCAGGGUUCCAGCAGUCUCAGCUGAUGAUGCAGCAGCAGGCGCCGAACCGCGGCGCGGUUCAGCCCCAGCGAGGCGUAGGCGCCGUCGCUGGCCUUCCCUGCACGUUUCCGGUGCCGCAGGGACAACCACAGCCAGGCCAGCCACAGCCGCAGCCGGUAGUGGGCAUGACCGGAGCGAUGGGGCAGCCUGUCGCUGCUCAGGCGGGGCCGAACUUCGCGGCCAUGGCGGCUGCUCUCGGCCAUCAACACUUCCAGGGAGCUGCAGCUGGAGGAGGCGUCAUGGGCGCCGCCCACGCUGUCCCGUACGUUCCGCAACCGCUAGCAGGCCUGACGGGAGCAGGGCGGCCGUUGGCGUACGCGCCGAUGGUGGCGGGGACGCCACAGCAGGGCCUUCUUCACGGCUUAGGCGCACCGCAGCAAGCGAUCAUGCCGGGGCCCCCCUUGCUGGCAACACCUGCAGCUGCGGGCGUCACUCACCCCACUGCGGGGGCUUCCAUCACCCAGCCAAUUCCACCAGAAACUAGAGCUUUGCAAACUGCGGGCGCUGGACAGAGUGGCGACAGCGCGUCUGCAGGGGCACGGGGUGCUCAAAACACUGGGGUGGCUGCGACCACUUCGGUGGGAAGUUCAGGGAAUGGUGGAGCGACGCCUGCCGGCACCUCGGGAUCGCAGGUUCCUGGAACCGACGGUGGUGCCGCUGCCAGUAGUGGCAGCACAAGUGUAGGUACACCGGCCGCCGGCGCGAUGGUAAACGGCUCGGGUAGCGGUGGAGCAGGGAGUGGAGCGGGAAGCGGCGCGGAGUGAAAGGAGAGAGUGGUUGAAGGGAACAGUAAGCAGGGUACGGAAAGGGGUGUACGGAGGAAGAUUUCCUGCGCGAAAACCGUUGCUUGAUGUUAAGCAAUCUCUGGACUCAGGCGAAGGAAACAGUCGAGACAAAGUGUCUGAAGAAAAAACGGCUAUGGAUGACUUCUAACUCUCUUCGUGCUUUUAAUAGAUGCUUGUGUGUGGUGACUGACAAAAGAAAAUAAAAACGCGCUUGGAACACUCGAGGUUCCCUGGAGAUGUUGUGUGCAGCAGAUAGAAGAUUGCGUAGUCGGAAAGAACCGGCUGCCGUGACGCAAGCAAGAGGGGCACUGCAGGCGUCGAACCCGUCUGACUUGCGGUGUCACUUGCGGGGCUUUGCAUGUCCCCUUUCGAUAAAAGGGAAAUGCCUAUCACAGGCCCCAUGAGCAUGAAUGUUUGACCCAGGGAAAAUUCACUGUUUGUGUAUCAUAAAUACCGUCGAGACUGAUAUGCGCCUGAGAAUGUGAGGAAUGUCCCGAGUCGUGAAUUCUGCAAUACAUGAAUUUCCAGUGUGGCAACUGACACAUUUGCUGGAAGACCUUAAGACAGAAGGAUCCGUUGCU